GAGCUCGCUCAGGACUCCAACACAUUCCUUUACCUUCGUCGUCGUCGUCGCCGUCCCCGUCGUUGCUGGCAACAAUGUCGCUGGCCAGGACCUAUCUCGUCUCAGGCAUUGUGCCUCGUCUCAACACCAACGCCACGUCAUCGGCAGUCCGCUCAAUUAUUGCGACCCGUCGCUUGCUCUCCAGUUCCCCGUGUUCCCAUGCUCAACAUGCUGGUGGCAACAAACUGCCUUCCGGGCUCGAGAGUCGUCUUGAAGAGCGUCUGGCUGCCAUCCAAGAACUUCAACGAGAGGGUUUCCGAGGACCAGAAGACUAUUCCAAGGGGCCCAGUGCACUCGAUAAAGCCGUCCACAUAUUCUUUUUCACCGAAAUCAUCAGAGGAAUGUGGGUCGUACUAGAACAGUUCUUCCGACCUCCCUACACCAUCAUGUAUCCGUUCGAGAAAGGUCCUCUCUCCCCUCGCUUCCGAGGAGAACACGCUCUUCGCAGGUAUCCCAGUGGCGAGGAACGUUGCAUUGCCUGCAAGUUGUGUGAGGCGAUUUGUCCCGCACAGGCAAUCACCAUCGAGAGUGAAGCCCGUCAAGACGGAUCACGCAAGACGACAAAAUACGAUAUUGACAUGACGAAAUGCAUCUACUGUGGAUUCUGCGCAGAAGCAUGCCCCGUCGAUGCCAUCGUUGAGACCCAAAACCAAGAGUUCUCGACGGAGACCAGAGAAGAGUUGUUGUACAACAAAGAGAAGCUUUUGGCCAAUGGUGAUCGGGCUGAGGCUGAAAUUGCUGCAAACUUGCAUGCCGACCAUCUUUAUCGAUAGACAUUCGCACACAAACUUGCAGUUUGUUUAGACCUGUACAAGGCGUCUUAGGCUUCUCAAAUCCAUUUUUUUCGAC
Molecule: messenger RNA, 888 nt
Organism: Coprinopsis cinerea okayama7#130
Lineage: Eukaryota; Fungi; Basidiomycota; Agaricomycetes; Agaricales; Psathyrellaceae
Product: NADH-ubiquinone oxidoreductase 23 kDa subunit
Exons: 6
Coding region: 75-812 (245 amino acids)
Biological process (GO): mitochondrial respiratory chain complex I assembly; mitochondrial electron transport, NADH to ubiquinone
Cellular component (GO): membrane
Molecular function (GO): NADH dehydrogenase activity; 4 iron, 4 sulfur cluster binding
Source: RefSeq, a predicted model, not a curated record